Molecule: messenger RNA, 1853 nt
Organism: Vicugna pacos (alpaca)
Lineage: Eukaryota; Metazoa; Chordata; Mammalia; Artiodactyla; Camelidae
Source: RefSeq, a predicted model, not a curated record
GUCAAAAUGGAGAAGACUUAUUUCUCCCUAUUCAUCCUCCUAAGUACAGCUAACUCCCCUGGAUAUUAUAUAUAAAAUAAACAUAGGAGUCUGAAAAGUGCAGAGAAGAAGGCAGACCAACUAGGGACCUUGGAACCGAGGAAUGACACCAUGGUGCGGCAGACAUCUCCAGGGCCAUGGAUCAUACAUACUCAACAGCAGCGAAAGAGGGGGAAGGAGCCUGCUACACAUCUCUGAUUUCUUCUGUGUGUUAUCCACCUCGGGAGGAUUCUACAUAUUUCACUGGAAUUCUUCAGAAGGAAAAUGGCCACUCCACCAUUUCAGAGAGCGCUGAGGAGUUGCGUACCUCCUUACCAGGCGUGCCUGGGAUGGAGCCUCGUGGCUUAUUUAGUUCUGAUUCUGGAAUAGAAAUGACUCCUGCAGAGUCUACCGAAGUGAACAAGAUCUUAGCAGACCCCCUGGACCAGAUGAAAGCAGAAGCCUACAAGUACAUUGACAUAAGUAGGCCAGAGAAGGUGAAAUAUCAGGAGGUGUGUCAUCCCAAGUUGGAAGACAAAGAUUUGGACUUUAAGAAUAAGGACACUGAAAUCUCAACAAAAUCUGAAGAGGCCCGUGAAGCAGAGAAACCAGCUCCUGUGGAGGGGAAAAUCCUCAAGGACCAUUUAUUUGAAGAAUCAACAUUUGCACCAUAUAUAGAUGAUAUCUCUGAAGAACAGCACAGAGCUCCUCUGAUUACUGCCCCCAUCAAAAUCACGCUGACUGAGAUCGAGCCUUCUGGUGAAACUGCCACCCCAGAGAAGACCCCUGAGAAGCAAGAUAUCUGCCUGAAACCAAGUCCUGACACAGUCCCCACCGUCACCGUCUCAGAGCCUGAAGAUGACAGCCCAGGAUCCGUCACUCCUCCGUCUUCUGGAACAGAACCAUCUGCCGCAGAAUCCCAGGGGAAAUGCAGCAUCUCCGAGGAUGAGCUGAUCACUGCCAUUAAGGAAGCAAAGGGGUUAUCCUAUGAAACAAAAGAGAGCCCGCGGCCAACCGGCCAUGUGGCCGAAAGGUCUGAGGGCAAGGCCAGGUCCGGGCUGCCCACCAUCCCCAGCCCCCUGGACCACGAGGCCAGCAGCGCGGAGUCCGGGGACUCGGAAAUAGAGCUGGUGUCCGAGGACCCCAUGGCCGCUGAGGACGCGCUGCCCUCGGGCUACGUGACCUUUGGUCAUGUGGGCGGCCCGCCGCCGUCACCGGCCUCGCCAUCCAUCCAGUACAGCAUCUUGAGGGAGGAGCGCGAGGCCGAGCUGGACAGCGAGCUCAUCAUCGAGUCGUGCGACGCCUCCUCCGCCUCGGAGGUGCCCUCUGGAGACGGAGCCCCCAUACCCGAGGGGCCCGCGGCGCCGUGGAAACCUGUGGAAGCUACGAGUUCUGACCAAAGCCCCGCAGCCACAAAGGGCCCUGGGCCUCGAGGUCCUGGCGUCGCGCCCCCUCUGCUGUUUCUCAAUAAGCAAAAAGAUUGGAGACUAGCUUCUAAAUUCUUUAAAAUUAACAUGUUGGAAGAAGGGAACCUCGAGGAAUGUAAUAAAAUGAUAACCUGCUGCGUGGUUGCUAUUGGCCUAGACACGUGGCAUCAUGUGAGGACCAAUGGCAGCACCCGCAGGGCGGCGAACCUACACUCUCGCGUCCAGGGGCUCCCGCAUCCGCGUGCUCGCAGGCAGCCCCGGCGCCGCGCCGCGCUGAUUCGCUGCCGCGGAGACUGCGGCGCCCGCGACGCGCCCGCCCCUCGCCGCGCGCACCGGCUGGUGCAGCCUCAGUCUGUCUGCAGCCGCGGCCACCGCGAGCAGUGCUGCAGCCGGGGCUCCGACGCCUGA